Messenger RNA from Effrenium voratum, 1592 nucleotides. NCBI's taxonomy places the organism in Eukaryota, Dinophyceae, Suessiales, Symbiodiniaceae. The record is from the annotation of a GenBank genome assembly.
AUGGCGGUCUCCUCGUUUCUCGCGUUCCUCGCUGGCUUGGCGCUUGCCAAUGGUGCAGAGCCAGCCGGAAUCACCAGCUGCACUUCGGGCGCUGAGGAUAUUUUGGGCAGCAGCAAGGCCUUUGCGGUGCAGAUUUGCAAUCUCUUCGGUGCCACCUGCUUCGUGAACCAUCCAGCCAUCUCCGACUGCGCCACUGAGGCGCUCUCCAUUGCAGACCAGGAGUGCAAGUUGUAUCCGAUCUUUGAGUAUUCGGACAACGCGGUGCGCAGUGGCAGCAGCGCAGUGGAAGAGCUGUCCACCAUCGAUGACUUGGACUGCACGGUGAGUGGUUUGACCUCCAGCGGUGCCACAUACUCAGGCGCUUGUGUGGCCGUACGUUGCGAGGUUGGCUCCAGUCAUGUGGGGCUCGGCAUUCAUCUCACGAGCACGCUCACUGGCACCCACACUCGCGAUUCGGCUACUUCGGACACAUCGGCCAACAUGCAUGCUGUGACCAUCGGAUCCCUUGCGUCCUCAGCAGCUGGGCUGAAGACGGCGUUCUUGUAUCGCACUGGGUCGUACGCGGGCGUAUACAAAGUGCAGACGGUUGCAAGUGGCGAUACGUCCCUCACGAUCGGCGAUUUGCCAAGCUCGAUGGGCAGCUCACUUGGCCCAGUUGCUUGUCCAAGCCCUAACCAGCUCAUGACUUCUGGCACGGCCACUGCCAUCACCGCUGAAAACUUGCGCAUGUGUGGAGCCACGGAUGCAGCUAUCCAAUACCACGCGGUCAACCUGAUUACAGAUUACAACUCCCACUCUGCAUCUGCUACUGGGAGGGGCACCUUGGGGGCUACUCCUUACCUUUCCGGUUCCAGCAUCCAGUAUACGCCAACUAGCACUUCCUAUCAUGCUAUCGAUCUCACUGUGAUGGGAGCUAGCGCGUUUGGAAUGAAUAGUCAGACAAUUGUGCCCGGAUAUGAUGGGGCGUCUGCUGGACAGAGCUAUGCUGGAACCUACCGGGCGUUCGGUGUCGUCUUCUACUGCGCAGAUCGGGCGAGAACGGACCUCACAUCAUGUCCCGUGGCAGACCGGAAGAUGUUCUACGUGGCAGACCCCAACCCGAAUGCAGAGCUCCGCAAGAAGGAGGAGGCCUUAGACUCAUUGGAGGAGGAGGCGGCUCAUCUGGUCGAGAGGCGCAGAAGCUUCGAGGAGCCGGAGGAGUUCUCAAUGCAGGAGCCAUCCCACUCGGUCGCGCAGACCUUGGUGACGCACAUCGCCGCCGACGAAACCUCGGUGAUGCAACUGCCUCACGACCACCAAGAGGACGAGGAGGCAGAGGCCGAUGAGAUGUGGGACAUGGAUUGGACGGCCGUCACCAAAGGUGUAGCUAGCAAGCCGUUUUCUCCGCCCGAGAGACAAGCAGACGUGGAUAGAGCACUGCAGCAGAAGAUGGAGGAGAAGCGACGCCUCGCGGACCUUCACAGCGGCGAGGACCACAUGACUUUGGAGCGCCCAGAAUUCGACAAGGGGUCGAUGCCGGGGGUGCAUCCGGACAUUGCGGCCAAGCUUGAGGAGCGUCGGCGGGCAUUGGAGGAAAGCAGCGCUUCGCCUCA